AUGGAAUUCCUUCACAAGCUCACCAGAAGUAGAAGCAAAGACAUCUACUUCUGCCUUCCACAAGAGUCUUUAAGUCAAGGAAUUCAUACACUGGUGAAUGACGGUGAUUACAAAGAAUUUUUGGAUUUGGCUUAUGCAAAUGAGAGGAGAAUGAAUGUGUAUGUGGACCACCAGAAUGAACCAAUCUUCGAAUGGAUUGAGGAAGGGGAAAAUGAAGAUCAAGACUACAACUGUGAAGAGGAUGAAGACUCAGUCUUGUCGGACACUUAUUCUGUUGACCAUGAAGAAGAUGAUGCUGAAUAUCUAUUCUCAACCAACAAAACCAUGGGUGACAGGUUCUUAAACAAACUUUGUCUACAUACAGUAAAUGUAGAUGAUGUAUAUGAAGAUGUUCAGUAUGUUGAACCUCAAUACCCUGUGCAUGAUGAUAGACAACCAUGGAAUCAGAUGAAACCACUGUUAGUAUGUCACCUCUGUAAUCCCAAAAAUGAAACCCUAGUCGCGCAUAUGGCACUUGAAGACGAAGAAGAGGUGCAGCAGCGACAACAACAAAAGAGUAUCAAAACGUCGGAAAAUCCUCCAUCAGUUCCUACGCUUCCGGCUGAGAUCAUUGUCGAAAUUCUUAAGAGGCUUCCGGUUGAAUCGCUCUUGCGGAGUAGGUCUGUUUGCAAGUUAUGGUGCUCUAUAAUAUCCGAUUCUCAUUUCAUCAAAUCUCAUCUCAGUUUGUCAACUAGUAACAAUCUCUAUACACAUCAUAGAUUUAUAUUCAAUACUUUGACAACAGAAAGUCGUAAGAGUUAUCUCAAGAGUUGUCCUUUGUAUGAUGUGUUGCAUGUUGGAUUUGUUAACGCCUUACGGCCUUAG
Messenger RNA from Lactuca virosa, 864 nucleotides. The record is from the annotation of a GenBank genome assembly. Lineage: Eukaryota; Viridiplantae; Streptophyta; Magnoliopsida; Asterales; Asteraceae.